This is a messenger RNA of Synchytrium microbalum, 510 nucleotides long. RefSeq names its product ferroxidase (gene YFH1). The coding region runs from base 1 to 510 and encodes 169 amino acids. The record is from RefSeq and is a predicted model, not a curated record. Lineage: Eukaryota; Fungi; Chytridiomycota; Chytridiomycetes; Synchytriales; Synchytriaceae. Gene Ontology annotation, molecular function: ferroxidase activity; iron chaperone activity; 2 iron, 2 sulfur cluster binding. The transcript has 4 exons. Gene Ontology annotation, cellular component: mitochondrion. Gene Ontology annotation, biological process: iron incorporation into metallo-sulfur cluster; intracellular iron ion homeostasis.
AUGACUGCCAGGAAUGCCAUAUGGAUUGCCUUCUCUAGAGCACUAAGAGCACUUCCAAGAAUGAAUGAACGGCCUCAAAGAGCUCUAGCCCUCCCCCUUCAUCCGCCACUCCUUCAAACAUCUGUCGUGAAUUGUAGGAGCACUAUUAGAACAUUCAGUACAGACAACAAGGAAGAUCGACAUUACCAUCGUGUUUCUGACGAGUAUCUUGACAAACUGGUGGAAUACUUUGAAGCUGUUGGAGACGAGACUGAGACAAAAGGAUAUGAUAUCGUGUACUCGGAUGGCGUCAUGACGCUCAAGCUGGGUUCAGCAGGUACUUAUGUGAUAAAUAAGCAGCCGCCAAAUCGACAGAUAUGGCUGUCAUCUCCAAAGAGCGGACCUGCUCGAUUUGAGUAUUCAGAUGCCAAAAAGUUGUGGCUCCAUGUACGAACUGGGCAAGUUUUGAAUGAAAUCCUAGAUCGUGAGAUACAAGAGCUCAUGAAACGAGACAUUCAAACACCACUAUAA